Laccaria bicolor S238N-H82 is the source of this 1611-nucleotide messenger RNA. RefSeq lists its product as uncharacterized. The transcript has 10 exons. Lineage: Eukaryota; Fungi; Basidiomycota; Agaricomycetes; Agaricales; Hydnangiaceae. The record is from RefSeq and is a predicted model, not a curated record. Bases 19 to 1140 code for a protein of 373 amino acids. Gene Ontology annotation, molecular function: RNA polymerase II general transcription initiation factor activity; protein binding. Gene Ontology annotation, biological process: transcription initiation at RNA polymerase II promoter. Gene Ontology annotation, cellular component: transcription factor TFIID complex.
AUUUCGUACUCACAACAUAUGUCGACUCUACGGUACGAGGUCAAGUAUAAAAUUGACAAUAAAUUGGGCCCGAUCUCUUGCCUUGCCUUUUCUGCGGAGGGCCAGACUCUGGCUGUUGGAUCCCACAGCCUCAUUACACUCUGGGAUAUGGAUACCGGAAGAUCUCCAUUGGUGUAUGAUGGCAAGUCAGAGGUGACCUGUUUGGAAUGGGGCCCCAACAACACCCUUUACUGCGGAUAUGAGUCAGGCUUCCUCACCGCAACAAAGGUGGACGUGUUAAGGCAGGAAUGGGUCACUGUUGGAUAUCAAGCAUCUACUGCGCCAUUGACGUCCAUAUCUGUGCAUCAGGCGGGAACUCAUCUUGCUAUUGCCACUGACGGUGGGGUUGGUCUCUGGGUUCUCAACAGCGCUAGUGGUGAUUGGCAGCAUCGGAAAACUCUCGAAAGCCCAGCAGUCAACGAUGUCGGCCCUGUGAAGGUUACUUCGUUGUUUUGGCCAAGCACAGAAGUCUCGAACAUCAAUACCAUUAUUAUAUCCUACGCCCACCACGGAGUCAUCGUCUGGAGUCUGGAACCCCAGGAACAAAAAUUUGCUCUCAGUCACCUCCGCAUCUUGUCAGGUGCCAGCCUCUCAGCUGAUGGAAAACUCUUUGCUGUUUCAAACAUGCAGCAGGGCUUCGAUGUUUAUAGCAUCGAAAGUGGGGUCCAUGUGCGAACUUUUCGGGAACAUGACUGCUCCUCUGAAACGCAGCCCUUUCCAGCUUUGUUCAUACAAGGUGGGAAGUGGCUGCUUGGCGGCGGUAUUGGUAAAGCAACAAUCUGGCAUGUUGGGUCAGGCACUCAGGUACAAGUUUUACUCAAUGACGGUGAACUCACUCAUCCCGUUCAACACCUUGCUGCAACAUACCAUUGUGCUGCUCAUGGUGAGCGUUUUCAAAUUGCGACUGCUUCAGACAGGGGACGCACCAUCUCACUAUGGCGCGCACAAGCAAUAGGGACAAAGGUGGAGCUGCCUUAUUCCGGAGCUAUUGAGGUAAGGAGGCACCCGAGAGUGGUGUGGAAGUGGGUCUUUUCUAUGAUAAUAGUAUGUAUUGCAGGUGCACUCUAUUACAUUGAUAAUUUCGCCACCUUCAGGAUUUAACUUAAUGUUUGUACUUAGUAUACGGGCGAGUAAAUGUGUAUAUAGAGACUUUUCGUCAUAUGCCUAUACUUUACAUUAUGCAUUGAAAAUCUAAAUUCAACGUAGAUCCGUAAUGGAUGUAAGUUUUGUGCUAGCAACGUUUCGUAGAUAUUUCGCGCUUUGGGUCAUCCGACGGAAGGAUUGACUCGACACAGCACUGAAUCAGGAUUGUCAAACCUCGCUGGAGAUGUCCUGGGAAGGAUACAAAGCUCCUCCACUCUUCGUAAUGAACCAGACCAGGGGGAACCUCGAUGUAGCGAAGCCCUCCAGCUUGCAUACCUAAAAGCGACUGCUCCCAAACUGGUGGAACGUCGCUCUCGCCCACGACGAUGCGAAAUGGAUCCCCAUCUACUUUCCAUGCCCUUGCAAGAAGUUUUGCACUUUCUUUCAUAAAAACCGCAUACCAAAUGUCAAUCUGACUCCCCAACCGAA